Molecule: messenger RNA, 1218 nt
Organism: Histoplasma mississippiense
Lineage: Eukaryota; Fungi; Ascomycota; Eurotiomycetes; Onygenales; Ajellomycetaceae
Exons: 5
Coding region: 1-1218 (405 amino acids)
Biological process (GO): glycolipid biosynthetic process
Cellular component (GO): mitochondrion; plasma membrane; lipid droplet
Source: RefSeq, a predicted model, not a curated record
AUGACAUCCCCAAGGCAUUUCGACAUUGUUCUUCUGGGUGCAACGGGAUAUACGGGGAAGCUUUGCGCUGAGCACAUUGUGCAGAAUCUUCCCACAAACUUGACAUGGGCAAUUGCUGGACGGUGUAUCGAGAAACUCAGCGUGCUUGGGGAGCAAUUGCGAAAACUUGAUCCCGCGCGCAAAGGACCAGUGAUUCUCAACUGUGUCGGGCCGUACCAUCUGUACUCGACGCCAGUUGUGGAAGCUUGUGCCAACAAUGGUACUCAUUAUUUUGAUGUUUCAAAAUACUUACCGGAGAUUCUGAUCCAUAGGACCGGCGAGAUGCCGUGGGUUAGAGAGAUGAUCGGGAAAUACCACGAGAAAGCUAAGGAGACAGGUGCAAUAAUAAUAUCAGCAGACGGAUUGGAAUGCGCCCCCACAGAUCUACUAACCUGGGCACUGGUCAAAUAUGUCAAUGACAAAUUCUCUGUCCACACCAAGGAAGUCAUUAGUUCUAUUUAUCAGCUGAAAACCGCAGGCGUGAGUGGCGGAACCUUCUCAACCCUCAUAGGACUGGUGGACAAAGUGCCCCUGAAGGAAUUAUACAAGGCACAGGACCCUUAUUACCUAUCCGCCAGCCAACACAAAAGAAAAUAUUCGGCCCCUCUUCUUCAACAAGUACUUGGUGUCCGCGUCGUGCCUGAGCUAGGCACGAUGACCAGCUACAUCACCGGCCAUUGCGACGUCGCCGUCGUUCACCGUAGCAGCUCCCUAAUGCCCGAGCUGUACGGGCCGCACUUCCACUUCGAGUCUUUUGCGGCCGUUCGCAAUGCCCUGGUCGGAAUCAUCUUGCACAUUUCAACCAUAUUUGGAGUGCUGGCGCUCACAUUACUACCCGUGCGUUGGCUGGUGAGGAAACUCAUCUACGCACCAGGCGACGGGCCGGAAAAGCGGAGAACUACGGAAAACAGAAUUGAGUAUCGAGCGAUCGCAACGGCCGAAGAGAGGUCUGCUGAAGGGAAACCUAUCAAAGUACUGGGGACGUACAAGGCAAAUUGCGAUGCUUAUGGAAUGACGGGAGUGUUGCUUGCGGAGGCGGCUAUGGUUUUGUUGACGAGUGAGAGGAUGCCACGGGAAUUAAAAGGUGGGUAUCUGACACCUGCGAUGCUAGGGCAGGAGUAUAUUGAUCGCUUGGAUAAGGUUGGGAUCACGAUUCAGAUGAAUGUUUUGGAGGCGUAA